AAUCAUUAGCUGUGGCUGCACGUUGCACUCUGCAGCACUUGCGCACUCGUUUUACGCUCCGCUCACCUCUGCGCGUAGUAAAAGCCUCUCCACGCCGCCGCUCCGUCACCAGCAGCCGGACUGAGAGUCUGCCGGUGGACUGAGGGCCGUCGCCGAGACUCCACCGGCACCGAGACACCGAACACGGUACACCGAGCACCACCUCCCCCUCUUCCCUCCCUCCUCUGGCUGUUGUUGCGCUUCUGCUGCAGUGCCCAAGUUCAGGUGAGCCACAGUCUCCGGCACAACAAGUCCCCUUUCCGCUCGCUCCCUCCCGUUAGAUGGGAUGUUAUAAAUGGGCCGCGCAGGAUGUGAAGCCUCGCUAGAAGAAGCAGGAGGAUGGCAAAACCAGGCUCGUCUGCGGCGGUGCUGCUGCUCCUGCUGGACUUCCUCUCGGUGUCCUCCGUUAAUGCCGACACACUGCUGUCAGCUCCGCUCAAUGUGACCAUCAGAGAGCUUGAGGUCAACUCCGCCGUAGUCACGUGGGAAAUCUUGGAGGGGGACCCUGUCAUUGGAUUCGCCAUCACACAACAGAAGAAGGAUGUACGCAUGCUGAGGUUCAUCCAGGAGGUGAACACCACCACGCGCUCCUGUGCACUCUGGGAUCUGGAUGAAGACACCGAAUACAUCGUCCACGUUCAGAGCAUUAGCAUGGGAGGCAGCAGCCCCCCCAGUCAGCCUGUUCUUUUCAGAACGCCCAAAGAGUCUGAGAAGAUGGCGUCCAAGAGCCCAGAUGAGGUGAUGAUGGAGGAGUUUGGACAGGCUGCUCAGCUGAGGGCUGGAGAACUCAUCAUCAUCGUAGUGGUGCUCAUCAUGUGGGCAGGAGUGAUCGCACUGUUUUGUCGCCAGUAUGACAUUAUUAAAGACAAUGAACCCAACAACAACAAGGACAAAGCCAAGAACUCCUCAGAGUGCAGUACUCCUGAGCAUCCACAGGGGGGGCUACUGCGCAGUAAUGUUUAAGACCAGCCCUGCAACGCCUUCUGCAAUAACCAACUCCUUGAACCUCAGGACAGGUGAGGAACAGGAAAUCUUUACUGACUGUCAUUUACAGAAUGCUCCCAUCUCACGUAAUACUUCAUACAAAUACUUAGUUUCUGUUCUGUUUUUAUUUCUAUGUUUUUUCCUUGAUCUGUUACCCAUAAAUUUCCACA
This is a messenger RNA of Lates calcarifer (barramundi perch), 1193 nucleotides long. It is a transcript of the gene fndc5b, whose product is annotated as fibronectin type III domain containing 5b. The record is from RefSeq and is a predicted model, not a curated record. Lineage: Eukaryota; Metazoa; Chordata; Actinopteri; Centropomidae. Gene Ontology annotation, molecular function: protein binding.